Anopheles stephensi (Asian malaria mosquito) is the source of this 2185-nucleotide messenger RNA. RefSeq lists its product as uncharacterized. The transcript is spliced from 9 exons. The record is from RefSeq and is a predicted model, not a curated record. Lineage: Eukaryota; Metazoa; Arthropoda; Insecta; Diptera; Culicidae. Bases 1 to 1986 code for a protein of 661 amino acids.
AUGUGUCAAGUUUCAUUGUGGUUGCUGUCACUGGCACUCCCGAUGCUAAUUUUCACACCACACACGCACUCCAGCCCCUGGGUCCGGCGCAAUGAUCGUGCGAGCACGCACCCCGAUCGAUUAUCGCACGAGACGGACGUCGAGCUGUGGACGCAACUGAUCGCGUACACUCGCUGCCCGCACGUGGUGCUACUGGAUGGCUUCGCGUUCUUCGCCAAUCGGCCAACGUUUGCCCGGCGACUGUUUGCACGGUUGACAGCGAUUGGCGUAAGGGUGUCAGUGCGACGUCACCUGCGUGCUUCCGAGCGGCUCCCACUGGCAACGCACCGGCUAGCGAUUAUCGUUCCGAUCGUAAUGAAGCCAUCAAAGACCGAUGAGCUGGGGAAACUUUUCGACCAGAUCGCUCAGAAAUCCAACUUUGUCGAAUUCUAUCGGUGGAUGUUUUUGUUCCUAUUUGCCCGUGAGAAAAACCUUUGCCUUGCCCUUCAACCACUACCGAUACAGGCAGGCUCGAACGUGUACUGUGCGAUCGUUGGGAACGGGCAGGCGCUUCCCUUCGACCAUCCGAUUCACCUUGAGCGGAAGCUGAUGUCUCUAGAUCGAUACGUACGGCGCAUGCAAAUGAUGGCGAUCCACCCGGAAGUAUCGAACCGAACGGUGGCAACGCUGGCCCUACCCGGUCCGCACACCCCGGCCAGGCUUGCCGUGUGGCAACUGUAUCGGCUGGAGACACGCACGAACACGAUCGACGUUGCGGUCGAGUUGGUGGAGACAACCGAUAAGGGACGGAUGGUUCUGCAUCAGGCACUAAUACCCGAGCAGCGGAAUGACUUCUUCGACCGAGCGGAGAUCACGCUCAUGGUGUACGGCUGCCAGGUGAGGCAUAUUAACUCUACCUACGUUGCCCAAAGCAUGCCAUUGUUUCGUAAUGCAAGAAUCCGGACCGAAACGUACAAGCUUGGUCGGAGGCUAACGGGGACUGAUUUUCACUUUCUGCUAACCAUGACUCAACCCUUGAACAAACGUCUGCAAGGGUCGUUCGCUUACUCCCAUCCGAUUUUUCACGAUCACCUCACAAUAUACAUACACCGAGCGAAUGUGGGCUAUCAAGAGCGAUCGUCAAAAAUGUUAAUCGUUAUUCUGCUACCGAUUUCCCUGCUGGGCAUCAUACUGUGCCUAUCCAUACAGUUGGUUCUAAACGUCACAAACGCUCGUCGAGCGAGCGGCCGAAUCGGCGGUCCCACCGUUUCGAUUGCCGAUGUGCUCAUUUGGCUCGUUGGCGUGUUUGCACAGCAAGGCAGCUCGCUCCAUCCGAACUCUUCCUCCAGCAUGAUCAUCGUACUGGUGGCACUGUACUUUUCCUCCAUCAUGUACUGCACCUACCUGACGGAGAUCACCUCCCAGCUGUCGGUGGACGUUGACUCGGUGCACGAUCUGCAAACGUUACUGGUGGCCAAAGAGUAUCGCAUCGGUUUUGUCGGAAACUUUACGACCGAUCAAACUUUUAUCGGGAAACGCUACGAUCCAGUCAUUAAUGAGGUAAUGCAACGAAUGCAGCACGACAAGUCGCUGUACGUGUUUUCACACGAGGACGGACUGCACCGCGUGCUUACCUCGAAGUAUGUGCUCAUUGGCAAUCCGGGAACGGUGCGUAUAGCGAUGCAAAAGCUGCCCGAGAAGCAAAACUGUAUCAUCACCGAAAUCAGUCUGAAGGGAAUUGAACAUAUGGUUGCACUGAAAAUACCACACUCCAAUGCGUACCGUAAAAUGAUCAACUACGAAAUCUUACGGUACUACUCGAACGGCAUAAACAGCCGGAUAGGAGCAGCUAUUAUUCCGCCCCGAAGUAAAUGUAUUAAACAAAAGCAAUUUCAUCGAAUCUCCACCUACAGUACAACAUUUCAGCUGCUUCUGUUUAUGUCGGGUGCUGCAUUAGCGGUGCUUUUGUUGGGGCUAGAGUUAAUGUUUUAUUACGUUCGGAAGUAGGAAACCGAAUUCACUCCACAAGGAUUACGAGGCGGUAGCUAGGCACAUGGUAACGUUUGCGUGUACUAUGCAAACGUUACGUGUAACGAUGCUUUUAAAAGUAUUAAAAAUACAGUGAUCGGCAAAAUUAAGAGUCCACUUGUUUCUUUAUUUGGUAAAAGACUCGAGAAGGCCCCCCCUAGAAUCUUUUGUGUGCAGC